GCUCCUCAUAACCGUCUUAGUCACAGCAAUACUGAGUCCAACACACUGUCACAGUCUGGCCAAUAUGAAAGCUGUAUUCUAAUGGAGUACCCCUGCUCCUUUGCGAAUGUAACACACGAUAAUAGGCCCACUAUUCCAAUUGUUUGCCCUGAUAUUAACCAUUCGCGUAGUAUUCAAACGCCUCCCACGCUUGGACUCGGAAUUCCCACAUAUUAAUUUUACCCUCGUAGCUCUCUCCCUCUCUCUCCCCCCCAACGACAGCCUGCAUCGAGUUUCGACUCUACAUCGACUCUACAUCAAGCUUCUUGCUGUUGCCUAUUACUUACUAAUCCGCCAUCAUGGCAAAGAAGAACACACUUUCGGGCCUCCCCGAUGAGCUCCAACUUACGAUCUUUGAACUUGUGAGCGCUCAGGACAAGUGUAACCUGCGGCUGACCUGCAAGAAAUUCGCGGAAGUGGUGAUGAGCAUCGUUCUCGGUCCUAAAUACAAGCCUCUACACCUCCAUUUCAACGUCUUGGAGUCAGACCUGCGCGUUUUGCGUGUCUUACUCGACAACGAUAUGAUCAAGACGCGGAAAAUCAAGCUCAGCCUAUGCUGUGCCACUUUCGACGGAUUUCGCAAUAUACGCCCCACGCUUGCGAGCAUUUGUUACCCUUUGGCGAUGGGUAAUCGGGUCUGUUACUCAAAUCCAUCAUUGACCGAGUACAAGUUGGAGUACAAACGGAUUGAGUCCACAAGAGUGGAUUUGCCAGUAGUGGAGCAGUUGCAGGGAGCUCUACACCGUAUUGCUGUACUGGAUAAUGUCUCCUUCGACUUCGGGUGCACCCUUGCUCCUGGGCACAUCGAGGAACUACCUUGGAAACUGCGUAGGCAGUUGAAGAAGGCCUGGGAACAAGACCUAGACAUAUCAGGCUAUUAUGACACAUUUGAUGACUAUUAUGAUGCAACUUCGGAGUUUCUAAAAGUUCAGAGUUGUGAGCAAAGCUUGCACCUUGACUGGUGUCUUCACAUCCUCUUCAAGGCCUUGUCAGGCACUGGAACCCUACGCAAGAAUAUCAACUUUAUCCUCAAAGGGCAUUGUGCAUUUUUCGAGUUGGAAGUCAAUUCGGAUCUUGAUGAGCAGUUCCAUCAAUAUCUAUUGGAUCUUGAGAUGCUAGAGGGUGAGGAAUUGGACGAAUGCGUGGCAAUCGCAGCGUAUCGAUGUGCCCAGAUGACGUCAGAGUACCUGAGCCUCCGAGUCGACUCCAGAAAGGGUUCCUUGAAGAAGCUACGCGAUGCUACAAUGUCUGUUACUCUGCUUGACAUUUCAGAUGGCGAUGUAAGCAGGCCGGACCCCUACCAUGAUUCUUCUAUUUCCUACUCGAAGUUGAUUCAAAUCCUAUACCAAGCCGUGAAACCCGGGAUACCCAUAUUCAGGAUGGAGAACACUCUGACGAGCGGCUACGGCCCGGCUUCUUCGGCACAUUGGAUCGCGCCUCAUGAAUUGGGCAAUGUUCGUCGAUUGGAGCUAAUCAAUUUCUACCUGCCAAACUACAAACCAAUCGCUAAGAUGAUCAUGCUGGGCCCAAGGCUGCGAUGUCUUACAAUGCAGAUGGGGUUCAUCCGCAAUGGAAAGUGGGGCGACGUCCUGCAGAUUUUUAGAAAACUAGUCUUGGAGCCCAAGGGAAUGUCUCGACUGCUGCACUAUCUGCACCUCAAGGACCUAUAUCAGGCCCCCGAUGCAGAGCGAGUGGAAUACGGGAAGGUAGAUGGCGAGUUCUGCUCCCCAGAGUUCCUUGCGAAAAAUAAGGAUGAAUUCCUCGGGUUCGCAAAUAACCUUGGCGGGCUCCUUGAGGUCGAGCCAGCCAACGAUCACUUUGGAGACGACAAUGAGCCGUAUGACCGGGUUGUAUUCUUCAAGUAA
Messenger RNA from Periconia digitata, 1904 nucleotides. The record is from the annotation of a GenBank genome assembly. NCBI's taxonomy places the organism in Eukaryota, Fungi, Ascomycota, Dothideomycetes, Pleosporales, Periconiaceae.